UAAAGUACGUUUUUGUUGGCGGUUGGUUAGAAUGCUGGAAUUUUGAUGUUGUGGGUGGCUUCAGUGGCUCUGUAGUGCAUACACAACUACCCAUACAUCGUCUCUCCGUGUCGUCAAUUUACAAAUUGUGCCGCAAAAUGAAUGCAGCCGACGAUGAUGACCAGGAGUUUGUCAUUGAUGAGUGUGACAUUCUGGAUGAAGUUUCCAUAGACGACGAAGACCUUCCAGAUGCUUAUGAUGACCAAUAUUCUGAUUCCGAACAUUCCGUUGAUGCCGAUGAUUCUGUGCAUACAUUCACUCGUCAUAAAGAGGAGUUGUACUCAGCUGCAUGCAGACCAAGCGAUGCAACAGAGCAUGAACCAUGGGAGUUGUACUCAGCUGCUUGCAGCCCAAGCGAUGCAACAUUGGUGGCAACAGGGGGUCGAGAUGACAGAGGAUUUCUCUGGAAUAUUGGCAAUGAAGUUUGGUAUUCUGAGCUAAAGGGUCAUAUGGAUUCUGUAUCUAGUUUAGCUUUUAGCCACGAUGGACAGUUUCUUGCUUCGGGAUGUUUAGGUGGAAUUGUUCAAGUAUGGGAUGUUUUGGGAAAUCUGAAAGGCACACUGGAGGGUCCUAGAGGGGGAAUUGAGUGGCUUAGGUGGCAUCCGAGAGGACACAUACUCUUAGCUGGUUCGGAGGAUUCCACAGUUUGGAUGUGGAAUGCUGAAAGAGCUGCUUUUGCUAAUAUGUUUGUUGGUCAUGGUGCUAGUGUGACCUGUGGUGAUUUUACUCCUGAUGGGAAAAUAAUAUGUACCGGUUCAGCGGACGCAACUUUGAGAAUCUGGAAUCCAAAGAGUGGAGAAAGCAUUCAUGGACAUCCGUAUCAUACUGAGGGACUAACAUGCUUGUCAAUAAGUUCAUCAUCAACCCUUGCCCUUACCGGUUCCGGUGCCAUUCCCGAUUCCAGUUCCAAGGAUGGAUCUGGAUCUGGAUCUGCCCAUAUUGUGAAUAUCUCUACUGGGAAGGUUAUUAAUACCGUGGUUUCUCAUUCAGGGUCCAUUGAAUGUGUUGGCUUUUCACCAAGUGAUUCCUGGGCUGCAAUUGGGGGAUUGGAUAAAAAACUUGUCAUCUGGGAUGUAGAACAUUCCUUAUCCCGUUCCACUUGUAACCAUGAGGAUGGAGUGACAUGUUUGGCGUGGCUUGAUGCUUCGAAUUUGGCCACAGGAUGCUUGGAUGGAAAUGUAAGAUUAUGGGAUAGCCGGUCCGGUGAAUGCACAACCACAUUCCGGGGGCAUUCAGCUGCCAUUUAUGCUCUUUGUGUGUCUGCUGAUAACAAGUACCUUGUUUCGGCUUCAUACGAUGGAACAGCUCGUGUCUUUGAGCUUGGCAGUUAGUAGUAAUCAUCAAGCAAAUCCCCCUCUCGGCCAGCCUGCCCGUUUAUUUGUUGGGGCGGGAUUUAUUUUAAAGGAAAUAUUUUUACUUAUUAUUGUUUAUGGUAGGAGUUAAAAGUUGUUGCUUAAAUUAAAUAUUUACAGUUGUGUAGCCUAUGGUUUGAAAAAGCUACCAGUUCAAAAGAUAAAGGAAUGCAAUCCUAAAAUUUAGGAGUUCAAUCCUAAA
This is a messenger RNA of Arachis ipaensis, 1593 nucleotides long. NCBI's taxonomy places the organism in Eukaryota, Viridiplantae, Streptophyta, Magnoliopsida, Fabales, Fabaceae. The record is from RefSeq and is a predicted model, not a curated record.